Messenger RNA from Pungitius pungitius (ninespine stickleback), 6071 nucleotides. It is a transcript of the gene cdk13, whose product is annotated as cyclin dependent kinase 13. Gene Ontology annotation, molecular function: cyclin binding; RNA polymerase II CTD heptapeptide repeat kinase activity; ATP binding. Gene Ontology annotation, biological process: protein phosphorylation; positive regulation of transcription elongation by RNA polymerase II. Gene Ontology annotation, cellular component: cyclin/CDK positive transcription elongation factor complex; nucleus. The transcript is spliced from 14 exons. NCBI's taxonomy places the organism in Eukaryota, Metazoa, Chordata, Actinopteri, Perciformes, Gasterosteidae. The record is from RefSeq and is a predicted model, not a curated record. Bases 1002 to 5234 code for a protein of 1410 amino acids.
GGUUACGCAUACGGGUAUCAUUGGUUCACACCGACGCACAAGGCCUGUAGUUUGAAAGCUGUCUCGGGCCUGGCGAAUUGCGCCGCUAGCCACAUUGCGAACAAAGUUACAAUAUUUUGACAAAUAUUCAAGGAAUAGUUGGUCAUUUCGUCACGGGAACACGGUUGCUACUGUUCGGCCACGUGGUGGUGAGAGGGAGCAACGGCCCGGCGAGAUGCGUGUGAGCGGGCGUGUUUUCUUUUAAAUAGCAUUGUUAUAAGGCAUCCUGACUUGAGUUUCAUUGAACUCCACGCAAGGAGAAAGGGAAGCUAGCCGACUAAGGCGCUAGCUGGCUAGCGCCGGCUAUCCAGCCAACUCGUGUGCUGUUCACUUCCUUGUUGCACAUUGGAGUGUGAUGGAAGGCGAGAAGAAGUUUGUGGAGGGGAGACGGAGUUUUUUUACUUCGACUUUAACACGAUCUGGAUAUUGGAUUUACAUGCUCGCAUGAGCUGCAACCUCGCAGAAGAACUGGAUUUUAGAUUUAGAGUGGCGUCGGGCCUGUGCUUUGACCAUGAAAUGGAAUGCGACUGUCUAGCUGUACACAGUUAGCUAUUGGAGGCUAGCUGGCUAAACAGACUGCUAUUAGCUACUGCGAGAUUUCCGUCCUGGAGGACAACGUUUGAGAACCAACUGUUUCUUUAACUAAAAAGGAUAAUUAUAUUGUGGAUUUAUGUGGCGGAAUCUACAGGCGCCAAGUGUCAUGAAGUAACUACCUUUUUGGGGGUAACUUGCUUUUCUUUAAUCUGCUCCGAGCUAGCUUCGUAAUGCUAAUGUUGGCUAACGCUAGCUAUCUGUCCUGAUUGUGAAUUUGCAGUAACGUUAGCUAACUAGCCUGUCGACGUUUCGCUGCUAACCCAAUGUUUGGUUCCACGACACAACAAGGGAGAUAGUUUAAGUGGCGCAUACAAUAUACCGGUUCUCCUCAACGUGGCUCUGGUGCGUUCAUUAUAUUUUUUAGAUAAAUGCCUAAUUCCGAGGUGCUUCGCGAGGGUCGCGGACGGAGCCCCUCUGCUCAGAGGAAUGCUAACCGACAGGACAGGCGCAGUAAGCCAGGGAGCGGUGCCGCUCAGCGAGACAAACACCGUGAGAGGAGGCGGUCGUCGGCUUCUCGGAAAAAGAAACGCAGGCCGACCAAGGGGAGAGACCCGUGGCCCGCCGGCAACGCGGGGGACCCCGACGUCAAUCGAAGGGGCGCUUUCGAUAAGGACGCCGAACUUCGGACGUUGGUAGAGUAUGACGACGUUAGCUCCCAGUCGGAGCGGUUUUCUGGCAGCCCUUCGCCGAAACUGGACCCGCACGCCGACAGGCUCUCGGUGGAUCGACUGAGCGAUGCUGACUUGGGCGACAGCAACGGACCGGCCUCACCGGACAGGAGUCGCCCGAGAAACCGGGAGGCGGUGUGCAAGGAGGCACAGAGCCGGGCGCCAUCUGAGAGGAGCAAGCAGCAGCAGCAGCAGGAGAAGGAGCAGAGCAGGAAAAAGGACCGCCAGAGCCGCGAGAGAGACUCCUCCAAAGUUAGGAGUGGAGGCAGCCUCGGUGGCUCCAAAAAUCCCAGAGACACUACAAGGAGCAUCGACAGGAAUGGCAAAAGGACAUCUUCCUCCCAGGCCUCGCAAUCCGCAGACAAGCGGGAUUCAAAGAGGCCGAAGAGUAAAACCAGAUCUGAUAAAGAGCAGCCAUCUGCAUACAGAGAGGCUCCACAAGCUUACAGAGAUGAGCGUGAAGACCCCAGGGCAUACAGGAGAAGUCCUGGUCUCAAAGGAGAAAGUCCCUAUGGGACGUCUUAUUCGUAUAGCUACCAGUCUCCCGCUGGUUAUAACCAGCAAAUAUCGAGAAGAAGUCCAACUUACGGCAGCAAAAGACUCUCUCCCAGUUCCACAUAUUACAACCGCGAUGCAGACGCCUACGGGCCGUAUGGCGCGUCCAAGUCACCCAGUUCCUACUCCAGCAACAAGAGGAAGCGAUCUCCAGCGAGCCCAGCGACCUGGCGCAGGUCCCCGAGUUAUGGCCGACACAGUCCCUUUGAUCAAGUGGACUUUGCUUCAAGUCCUUAUGGAAACCGCAGGAGGUCUCGAAGUCCAUACAGAAAGUCCAUGAGCCCAAGUCCAGAUGUCAGGCGAUCUGCUCGAUCACGCAGCAGAAGUCCAUAUUCAUCCGCGAGGCGCUCACGCUCUCGUAGCCGCCACCGCCACUCGCGCUCCCGCAGUCGCCCCUCCAGCCUCUCGCCGAGCACGCUCACCUUCAAAACCAGUCUCGCCGCAGAACUCAGCAAGCAGAAGAAGGUAAAAGCCGCCGAAGCGGCGGCCAAGGCCAAGAACUCCAGCAACACAUCUACCCCUACCAAGGGUUCCUCGUCUGCUCGCCAACCCAGCCCGAAGUCCAAUCACGCAUCCAGAAAAGGCCGCCCCCCGUCUCCGCCGCCACCGGAGAAGGGUCCCAGAACGCCCACGUCCAGCCUGCCCCAGUCCCCCGCCGACAGGUCGGCCAAGAGGCCCGCCGAGCAGCAGCAGCAGCAGCAGAGCAGCAGCAGCAGGGAUGGCAAGGGGAAAGACGACUCUGUGCAUCGGGACAAACGGAAAGCACCAGCAGCUGCACCGAGCAAAGAGAAGGACCGAGCCCCCGGUCCAAUGGUCUCGGCUCUAUCAUCCCUGCCGCUGCCCCCAAUGGUUCUUGAGCACAUUAAUAAAGAAGAAAGCUUGAAGGACAGCUUGCUCUCGGGGAAGAAAAAGUCCGAGAGAAAGGCUCGCCCGCUUCUUUCCGACUUGCCCCUCCCGCCUGAACUCCCGAGUGGCACGUCUUCCCCGCACAGCCCACCCGACGACAAAAAGUCCCAAAGCGUUCGCCGGAGACCAAAAAUCUGUGGCCCAAGACACGGCGAGAUAAAGGAAACUGAGAUCGAUUGGGGCAAACGCUGUGUGGAUAAGUUCGAGAUUAUUGGAAUCACGGGGGAAGGCACCUACGGUCAAGUGUACAAAGCUAAAGACAAAGACACCGCUGAAAUGGUGGCUUUGAAGAAAGUUCGGCUGGACAACGAAAAGGAGGGCUUCCCGAUCACAGCCAUCAGGGAGAUUAAGAUUUUGCGACAACUCAACCACAAGAGCAUCAUAAACAUGAAGGAGAUCGUCACAGACAAGGAGGAUGCUCUAGAUUUCAAGAACGAUAAAGGCGCGUUCUACCUUGUGUUUGAAUACAUGGACCACGACCUGAUGGGUCUGCUGGAGUCCGGCCUGGUCCAUUUCAACGAGAGCCACAUCAAGUCGUUCAUGCGACAGCUGCUCGAGGGCCUCGAUUACUGCCACAAGAAGAACUUUCUGCACAGAGACAUCAAGUGCUCCAACAUUCUGCUCAAUAACAAAGGUCAAAUAAAGCUGGCAGAUUUCGGUCUUGCUCGGCUGUAUAACUCUGAAGAGAGUCGUCCAUACACCAAUAAAGUCAUCACACUAUGGUACCGUCCCCCUGAGCUACUUCUGGGAGAAGAGCGGUACACGCCUGCUAUUGAUGUGUGGAGCUGCGGAUGCAUUCUUGGAGAACUGUUCACAAAGAAACCAAUUUUUCAAGCCAACCAGGAGCUCGCCCAGUUGGAGCUAAUCAGCCGAAUAUGUGGCAGCCCCUGUCCUGCUGUCUGGCCGGAUGUCAUAAAACUCCCCUUCUUCAACACCAUGAAACCAAAGAAACAGUACAGGAGACGCCUACGAGAGGAGUUUGCUUUCAUCCCGCCGUCCGCCCUGGACCUGUUUGACCACAUGUUGAACCUGGACCCCAGCAAGCGCUGCACAGCCGAGCAAGCGCUGGGCAGCGAGUUCCUCAAGGACGUGGACCCGGACAAGAUGCCCCCGCCAGAUCUUCCCCUGUGGCAGGACUGUCACGAGCUGUGGAGUAAGAAACGCCGGCGGCAGAAGCAGAUGCCGGAGGAGGUGGCGGCCCCGAAGGCGCCCCGCAAGGAGCUGGGCCUCGACGACAGCCGCAGCAACACGCCGCAGGGCCAGCCGCCCGCCAAGGCCCAGAACGCCGCUGCUUCCACGUUGCUGGACCCGAAGGUCUCAAACUCCCAGCUCACCCAGGAGCAGCUAGCGGUCCUCCUGAACUUCCUCGGCCACCCCAAGAGUUCAGUCAACACGGCCCAGUUGGCCCAGUGCAUGGGCACCAAGGUCAACCAGGAAACACUACAGCAGCUCUCCAAAGCCCUGGGGCCCUGCGACUCGACCGCGCCGCCUCCUCAGCCCGCGCCGCCGAAGCCUCCCCAGCCCGCCGCCGCCCCUGCAGGCGUUCCCCGCACCCCUCCGAUGCCCAAGCCGCCCUCGCCCCCCAUGUCUGCGCCGGCGGGUGUUCCCGACGGCGGAGAGGCUGCGGCGGCCACGCAGACGGCCAUGACGAUGCUGCUGGCCCAGCUCCUGCAGGCCCAGCAGGGGCCGAGGCAGGACCCAAGCGACGGCGGCGCGGAGGGCGCCAACCCGGCGGCGCCGCAGCCGCAGCCUCCACCUCCGGAGGUGAAACAGCCUCCGGAGCCCAGCCCCGUCUCCCCCGUGUCUGAAGCAGGGGGCGUGUCCAUCCUGCCCCCAAACCAGAGGCCCCCCGAGCCUCCAGAGCCCCCUCCACACGCUGACCUCGACUACCGGCAGCCUCCGCCCGAGCCCAAGACCGGCCACGCUCCCCCUUUUGCGUCUGCCGUCGGAGGCGACGGAGGGAGGCCCCCGGAGCCGGACUACCCGCCGCUCCCCACAGCAGAGGGGCCCGGAUACGGCGGCGACUACAUCCACCCGCCUCCGCCCCCCUUCACCCCGGCUGGGUUCGCCGACGGCUACAUGGGUCACAUGUUGGGCGGAGGCCUGCCCCCUCACGCCCUGAGGGAGGUGUUCAGCGGGCACGGGGCGGCCGCCGGCUCCUCGUCUGCCGCGGGCGUCCACGCGGACCCCUUCCCCCCGGGCGCCGGCGCCAGGAGCAUGGUGUUCACCGGGGACCAGGACCACCGCUUCAAGUACAAUCACAGCCCGUUACCCGCGGAGGGGCAGCCGAACCCCAACGCCAUCCACCUGUACAACCACGCCUUGGCCAGGAAGGACGGCGGCCCGCCCCCCCCGCCACCGGGACAAGCCUGGGGCUCCCCGUCCCAGGCGGGGGCUCCGCCGCUGCCCCUCGGCUUCGUCCCACACGUGAACUCGACGGCGGCGAUCAGGGGACGAGGCCUGCCCUUCUGAGAGACUGGAGAUAGGAAGUGGGAGGAGCCUGUUUUUGAGCCCGAAGCCCCCUCAGGCGAGCCCAGAAGGAGCUGCAUGGGGGGGGGGGGAGGAGGAGGAGGAUUUGUUUUUAGGGCGUUGUGUUGCUCCUCAGUGUGGAGCGUGUUGCUGCCUGAACGAUGGCCGAAUAACACAACAGGAGCUUUUCAUGCUCGUACCAUUUUCCUAUUUUUUUUGUAAUCUGUUCUGCUGUCUUUUAAAUUAAACUUUUACCUUUUUUUUGUGUGUACAUUUAUCAGGCUGGGUACAUUUUAAAUCUCUACCGUAGCCUUUCUGUAAUUGCUCCAGGGCAGAUUAGUAUUAAUGUUUUGCACUACUAACUGAAGUAGGCGGAAACUAUUUUAGCUAUGAAAAGAAAUUGGUGUGCUUCAUCCGCACAACUAAUGAAUGAAUUAAUAUGACCAGUAAUGUCUUUUUAUUACGACAAUUAUUCUGCUGAAGCGAUGCUGAUUGGGCUGUUUGAGGAAUUAGGACUGUUGGCAUCAGACAGACUGGUAGUACUUAGGCUGCAGAAAAUCUGAUCCGGCUUAAUUGAGAAAUGCUCUUCUCAUGUUAAAUUCCACAUGCCCUUUUGCCAAUAAGUGUUGUAAAAUGAACAAAACUAAACACGCAACAGAGAAAAAAACAACUGUCUUUUCGUUUUGUACUGAAAUUAUUUUGUCCCCCCCUCUCUCCUCCUUUGGCAAAUGUUUAUUAAAAAAAAUGCCAACAAAGUAUGAUUGUAUUUGUCACAGUUGGACUAUAAAUUCCCUGUUUGUAGCUGUGCUGUCAUCAUAGAUUGCACCACUGGGGGGCGAC